Molecule: messenger RNA, 4257 nt
Organism: Solanum dulcamara
Lineage: Eukaryota; Viridiplantae; Streptophyta; Magnoliopsida; Solanales; Solanaceae
Product: ethylene-overproduction protein 1-like
Exons: 4
Coding region: 564-3443 (959 amino acids)
Biological process (GO): negative regulation of ethylene-activated signaling pathway
Molecular function (GO): protein binding
Source: RefSeq, a predicted model, not a curated record
AGGUCAUUUUGUUUGGAAAAAAUGAAGGCGCACUCAAACGUGUUCUUCUUCCUCUUUCAUGGGCUCUCCACCUUUAACGGAUUUGAAGAGACAGCCAUUCCAUUUUGUGUUGGCAAAACAGAGUAUACACGUAACUGUAAUUUAUAUAUCUAUAAGGAGUGGUUUACACUUUCAAUGGCUGCCAUUCUUCCUUCAUAAUCAAUCUACAUUUGUUCUUCGCGUAAACAAAGAGAAAACUCAACCCAUCAAUGUCCCCGUUUUUCCUUUUCCUUUUCUUUUCUUCUUCUUCGUCCAAGAGAAAAUGUAAAAGAAUUGGCGUCAGAAAAAAAUAAAAAAAUAAUAAACACCCAGAAUUGUUAAAAGCCCAAAACAACCUGCAACACCAUUGUUUUCUCCAGUUUCUUCCUUUGUUUCAACAGUGGUGUUUGCGGGUAAUUUUUUUAAUUUUUUUUUCGGUUAAUAUUUUUGUCUGCCUUUUUUUGAAGUUUUGAGUAACCCAUUGAAGUUUUUUUUGUUUCUGGGUGAUUGAUUGAUACUGUAUGUGUUUUGUUAAUUGAGGGAAUAUGCAACAUAACAUUUUUGCAACGAUGCGUAGUUUGAAUAUGAUGGAAGGAUGUAAAGGAACACAAAUUUAUGCUUUUAAUCCAUCUGGGAAAACCACAACAAAUGGUUAUGGUGGUGGGGGUGGGGUUGGUGAGAAAUUUCUACAACACCUUCAUGAGAGGGUGAAUUCUGUUAGGUCAAAGUCUAAUAGGAAUUACCAAGCUUUGCAACCCAAAGAUAAUGUGAAAUCUGUUGCUUUAGCUGAAGCCCUAGCUAGUUAUGGCCUUCCCCAAACUGAUUUUAUUGAACCCCAGAUUGAAUCUUAUCUGAAAUCGGUCAAUUUUGUGGAGACGUUAGCUGAUGUUUAUCGUAGGAUGGAGGGUUGUUCUCAGUUCGAGAUAUCAGGGAUGUAUCUUGAACAAUAUGCAAUAUUUAAGGCGUUAUCAGAUCCUAAAUUAUUUAGGAAGUGCCUAAAGUCAGGCAGAGAACAUGCUGUUGAUGUGCAUUCUAAGGUUGUGCUUUCCGCGUGGUUGAGGUUUGAUAGAAGAGAGGAUGAACUUAUUGGUGUAUCGGCUAUGGAUUGUUGUGGGCGAAGCAUUGAAUGUCCGAGGAGUUCUUUGGUGCCAGGGUAUAAUCCUGAAUCAGCUACUGAUCCUUGUACAUGUCACCAGAGACCUAUACAAGAUGAGGAUACUGAAGUUUUCGUUGGAGAUGAGGAAUGCUCAACAUCAAUUAGUCAUGGUGAUGAGGAGGGGGAUUAUGAUAUGUCAUUUUGCAUCGGGGAAGAAGAGAUCAGGUGUAGGAGAUUUAAUAUGGCUUCACUAUCUAGGCCGUUUGAAGCGAUGCUGUAUGAUGGCUUCAUGGAGUCACGAAGGGAGAAAAUAAAUUUUUCACAGAAUGGGAUUUCUGCAAAAGGGAUGAAAGCUGCUGAGAUGUUCAGCAGAACAAAAAGUGUGGAAUCAUUUGAUCCAGACACUGUCUUAGAGCUCCUAUCGUUGGCCAACAAGUUUUGUUGCAAUGAAAUGAAGUUUGCUUGUGAUGCUUAUUUAGCAUCAUUGGUUUUUGAUAUGGAUAGUGCUAUGUUACUUAUUGAAUAUGGGCUGGAGGAGACCGCAUAUGUUCUCGUGGCAGCUUGCUUGCAGGUGCUAUUGAGGGAACUUCCAAAUUCAAUGCACAGCCCCAACGUGUCAAGGCUCUUCUGCAGUUCAGAAGGUAAGGACAGAUUAGCUUCUGCAGGGCAUGCUUCUUUCUUGCUGUAUUAUUUUCUGACCCGAACAGCUAUGGAGGAGGACAUGAAAUCAAACACAACUGUAAUGCUCUUGGAAAGACUGGGAGAAUUUUCAAGCGCAGGCUGGCAGAAACAGCUCGCAUUCCACCAGCUAGGUUGUGUGAUGCUUGAAAGAAAAGAGUAUAAAGAUGCUCAGAAAUGGUUUGAGGCAGCUGUUGAAGCUGGUCAUGUUUAUUCCUUAGCUGGCAUUGCCAGAGCCAAGUACAAGCGCGGCCAUAUGUACAAGGCAUAUAAGUUGAUGAACUCCCUCAUAUCUGACUGUACACCUUCCGGAUGGAUGUAUCAGGAGCGAUCCCUGUAUUGUCAUGGCAAGGAAAAGACGAUGGACUUGAGUACCGCUACUGAAUUGGAUCCAACCCUUUCUUAUCCAUAUAAAUACAGAGCUAUGUCAAUGGUUGAGGAGAAUAGAACUGAGGCAGCCAUUUCUGAGAUCAACAAAAUUAUUGGUUUCAAGGUCUCUCCUGACUGCCUUGAGCUUCGUGCUUGGUUCUUAAUUGCCCUGGAGGACUAUGAAGGGGCUUUAAGGGAUGUCAGAGCACUGUUGACUUUGGAUCCCCAGUAUGUGAUGUUCCAUGGGAAAUUGCAAGGUGAUAAAUUGGUGGAGCUGCUACGUCAUACUGUUCAGCAGCGCAAUCAGGCUGAUUGCUGGAUGCAACUAUAUGACAGAUGGUCCUCUGUAGAUGAUAUUGGCUCCUUAGGUGUUGUUCACCACAUGUUGGCCAAUGACCCUGGGAAGAGUCUCUUACUGUUCAGGCAAUCUCUCCUUCUUUUACGGUUGAACAGCCACAGAGCUGCUAUGCGUUGUCUGAGAGAAGCCCGAAACCAAGCUACCUCUGAGCAUGAAAGGCUAGUCUAUGAAGGAUGGAUAUUAUAUGACACAGGUUAUCGUGAAGAAGCUAUUUCUAAAGCUGAGGAGUCCAUCUCAAUCCAGAGAUCAUUUGAAGCCUUUUUCCUAAAAGCAUAUGUUUUAUCAGAAACCAAUUCAGAGUCUGAGUCAUCAUUAUAUGUAAUACAACUGCUUGAGGAAGCUCUUAGAUGCCCUUCAGAUGGUCUUAGGAAAGGCCAGGCUCUGAGUAAUCUGGCAAGCAUCUAUGUAGAUGUUAAUAAGCUAGACAAUGCAAUUGAUUGCUACAUGAAUGCCUUGACUAUUAAGCAUACACGAGCCCAUCAGGGCCUGGCACGUGUUUACCACCUCAAAAACCAGAGGAAAGCCGCAUAUGAUGAGAUGACAAAGUUGAUUGAGAAGGCAAGCUACAAUGCAUCAGCUUAUGAGAAGCGUUCUGAAUACUGUGAUCGUGAAAUGGCAAAAAAUGAUCUUAGAAUGGCGACAAAGUUAGAUCCCCUCAGGACAUAUCCUUACAGAUACAAAGCAGCUGUUCUAAUGGAUGACCAUAAAGAAUCUGAGGCCAUUUCAGAGCUAACCAAAGUCAUAGCUUUCAAGCCCGACUUACACCUGCUCCAUCUUCGAGCAGCUUUUCAUGAUUCGAUGGGUGAGCCUACAUCUACCAUUAGAGAUUGUGAAGCAGCCCUGUGUCUUGACUCCAGCCAUGCAGAUACACUUGAGCUUUAUUCAAAAGCACGACAACGAUCUAAUGAACAACAAUCAACGUGAAAGAGCAGAUAAAAUCAUUGGCUUCUUCAGGAUUGUUAUUUUGGUGAGUCAGUCACUGUCUCACUUCUGCCUAAGUUCUUUUAAGGUGCACACAAGGUCAAUACUAACUCAUGUGAUGAUCCACUUCUUUUAUGCUUAAAGGAAUUCAUAUGAGACUUCCAACGACUGCUAUACAUGGCAACGGCAAUAUUAAAAGAAAAUAAGAAUCAGAAACGGAAAAUACUGAAAAGAUAAAAAAGUGAGGCGAGUUGUAAAUAGAAAUGCAUUCUAACUUGAAAUAUUUGUGAACUUCAUAGUGCAGAAUGCUGCUGAUAAGAUAGGGUUCUUUCUAUAUGUACAUUGAACUGCAGCUUGCUAUGAAUGUCUGGUGCUCUGCUUAGUCAGAGUUUUUCCAAUGUGAUGAGACUCACUUGUUAAUUUUCCAGUCCCUUUAUAGCUAGAGUAUGUGUCCAAAGAGGAUAGACUUUAAUUUUUUUAUUUUACUUGGAUUGCUUCAAAUAGACUGUCUUAAGGGAAAGUCUUUGAAAGCCUAAAAAUGCAAAUUGCACCCGAAGGGAGUGUGAUGUAAGCAACCUAUCCUAAUGCAACUAUUAAUUUUCCAAUGUGAUGAGACUCACUUGUUAAUUUUCCAGUCCCUUUAUAGCUAGAGUAUGUGUCCAAAGAGGAUAGACUUUAAUUUUUUUAUUUUACUUGGAUUGCUUCAAAUAGACUGUCUUAAGGGAAAGUCUUUGAAAGCCUAAAAAUGCAAAUUGCACCCGAAGGGAGUGUGAUGUAAGCAACCUAUCCUAAUACAACUAUUAAUGCCAAUUCCACG